AAACAGAAAUCAUAACCAAGAAACGACGAAACUAGCCAAACCACAAACCACGCUAGUUUUGUGUUUAAGCUCCUCUUGUUAUUGUUUUAUGUUCAAUAAUUUACUGUUAUAGAAUUUAAGAUUUAGGGAGGUAUUUGAGUCAUCAUGGGCAGACCAGGAUUUUCCCCUAGAGGAGGCGGUGGUAGAGGAUUUGGAGGAGGCCGGGGAGGUGGAGGCCGCGGUGGAGGCGACAGAGGAGGCUUCGGGGGUCGUGGAGGCGGCGGAGGUCGGUUCAGUGGCGGGGGCGGCCGACCCAGCGGGGGUGGCAGAGGAGGCUUUGGUGGUCGCGGUGGUGGCAGAGGAGGUGGCGGAAGGGGUGGACGUGGAGGAGGCGGUGGAAGAGGUGGAAUGAAGGGAGGUAGCAACGUUGUAAUUGAGCCUCAUCGUCAUCCUGGCGUGUUCAUCGCCAGAGGUAAAGAGGAUGCUCUGGUUACAUUGAACAUGGUGCCCGGAGAAGCUGUCUAUGGUGAAAAAAGGAUAAGUGUCGAGGAAGGAGAGAACAAGAUUGAGUACAGAGUCUGGAAUCCAUUCAGAUCAAAGCUGGCUGCGGCCAUUUUGGGAGGUGUCGAUCAGAUCCACAUGCCUCCUGGCAGCAAAGUGUUGUAUCUGGGAGCUGCUUCCGGGACCACUGUCUCUCAUGUCUCCGAUAUUGUAGGACCUGAAGGAUUGGUGUAUGCGGUUGAGUUCUCACAUCGAUCGGGACGAGAUAUGUUGAACGUUGCGAAGAAAAGGACGAACAUAAUUCCGAUAAUCGAAGACGCGCGCCACCCGCACAAGUACAGGAUGCUGGUCGGAAUGGUGGACACUGUGUUCGCCGAUGUCGCGCAGCCUGACCAGGCCAGGAUUGUCGCCAUCAACGCCCAGCACUACCUCAAGAAUGGUGGCCACUUCGUCAUCUCCAUCAAGGCUAAUUGCAUUGAUUCCACUGCCCAACCAGAAGCUGUUUUCGCCGGUGAAGUGAAAAAAUUACAAGCAGAGAGGCUGAAACCUCAAGAACAGCUAACUUUAGAACCAUAUGAGAGAGACCAUGCCGUUGUUGUUGGUAUUUACAGGCCUCCUGCAAAAAAUAAGGGCGAAUAAUAGUUAUAGUUAUUAAAUAGGUUAACCAUUAUUGUUUUACUGUCAGAUAUUCUUAUCAUUGCAAGUUAUCUGUUGGACUCUUGACUAUUAUUUCUUAAUUUUAGGCCUGUAUUUCGCUUUUAGGAUAAGGAGAAUUAUAUUUCAUUGAUUUUUUACGUAUCAUAAUAUGUUCCGUUCAACCAGUCUCAUGAUAAGUUUUUAAUUUCAAGACCAAGUCGUACCAAGUGUGAUAAAUUUUAAUCUCAGAUCGGUGUAUUGCUCAAUAUGAUUAGCUAAUGUUGAUCUUUGUAGAUGCAACCAAUCAUUAGAAGAUUCUUUGGAUAACUGGAGUUCUAUGUCAUUUUAGUAGACUUAUUUUAGCAUUGAUUCGUUUCUCUAUUUAGUUUAUUUUGAAGUGCUUGAACUUGUUCUCUAAAUCAUGCCGAUGUUCAGCAAUGCAACAAUAAAAUGAAGUGGUACGGAACCUACCUAAAACUGUAGGUUCACUCAUCUCUCAUUAUCAUCAGACUCAUCACCCACACACAAGCCUAGAGCCUAUGUGGGGUACCCUCAUAAAAAAAUUAAUAAGUUGACCGAUUAUUACAUAUGCAUGGUAGAUAAUUUACCCGUGAUGCUUCAUAUUUAGAGGCUUCAUACUUAUAUUCAUCAGUUCUAUAAUAUAGAAUCCAACUCUUCAACUCUUGAAGAUUGUAUAGAAUAGCCUAGUUAUUAUUACAUAAGAAAUUCAUACUUCUGAUAAAACUGCCUUUUGGAUUCUACAUUUUACUGAACACAAUACCACAGAAUAGGUACAGAAUGAAAACAACUGUCAAUCAAACGCCUAUCCAACCAAUGUUUUUUACCUGUCGCAAAUACUAGACACGUCACGUGACCUUAGGAAGUUCCAAUCCUGGUCUUCUGAUUGGCUCAUGGCAGUGAACGAGAUCAAUUGAUCCGGAUAAUUAAAGUGAUCCGAACCUCUCAUCAAUACUAUUACAAUGCGGCGCUUCCUAACAAGAUGGCGGAUUUUUGCGCCAGGGUACUAUCAAAGUUUCCAUACUGUAUGUAUACUGUGACAAUACCAUUGCAUUGUGGCAUCGAAUAAUACUUUUGAACUCCGUUGCUAUGACAUCAUCAGCUAUUUUAUCAGAAUAAUUGGCCUGUAGAAUUGUACAUGUUAAUUUUAACCAUAUGCCAAUCCAUCUCCAUGGUAUGCAUUGAAUUAAGGGUUGAGUGUUUUAUAAAACCUGAAUGGAAUUCACAAGCUAUUACUCUUCUGCUUUAGUGACAACUGGUUUUCGGUGUGCGCGCGCAAGUGUCAUGACGCAUUUUUGUGGGCACAACUGUCACUAAUGUUGAAAACAAUCGUCUAUUGUCUGUGGGUUGCAGGUCUUUGUUUAUUCAUGUUUUUGAUGUGGUUGUUGCAUUGCUGAUGAUAGUGCAUUUUUUUAAUAUAACAAGAGAAGAGUAUUAUGGUAUAAACAUUUUCAAUUAAGAUUUCAUCCACUAUGAAACUUGGUUGUAGACUACAUUAGUAAAGUUAGGAACUAUAACUUAUUCCUUAGCAAGAUUUACAGGUAUAAUUGUUUUCAAAUAAUUUGUAUCAUAUAGAGCCUUUGUUAUGAUUCCAACAAUAAAUUUAUUUUAUACUUUCA
Molecule: messenger RNA, 2753 nt
Organism: Nilaparvata lugens (brown planthopper)
Lineage: Eukaryota; Metazoa; Arthropoda; Insecta; Hemiptera; Delphacidae
Gene: Fib
Product: rRNA 2'-O-methyltransferase fibrillarin
Exons: 6
Coding region: 145-1119 (324 amino acids)
Biological process (GO): box C/D sno(s)RNA 3'-end processing; rRNA methylation
Cellular component (GO): box C/D methylation guide snoRNP complex; small-subunit processome; nucleolus
Molecular function (GO): histone H2AQ104 methyltransferase activity; RNA binding; rRNA methyltransferase activity
Source: RefSeq, a predicted model, not a curated record